GAAGAACUGCUUGAGGGCGAGGAAGUCGCCACGUGCCCCAGUUGCUCUUUGAUUGUUAAAGUCGUUUACGAUAGGGAAGCAUUUCAAAAGGAGCAAUCAGAGGUGCAGACAUUGACUGAGGAUUUAAAGAAGUUACAAGUAGCAAGCCACUAACUGAAAAUGAGUAGGGGUCGAGGAGGAGGUCGUGGUGGAGGUAGAGGUGCAAUGAAUAAGUCUUUUAAUAGGGAGCAAUUAAAUGCUAUGGGAAUAGCAAAUAAUGAAAUGUUACCGACAUUGGUAACUCAGCCACCACCAUUGUUCCCUCUAAUGGAGAGACAUCCAAUACCUCUUACACCCUCGCUCGAAUUAGAUUACCUAUUAAUUCUGAGGCAAGAUUUUAUUGACCACAUGCAACUAUCUCCCUCCUAUCUAAAGUUACCGGACUCUAAAAAUAAGCAACCUGAACAAGAAAUUGAAAAGCUAGUGGCUCAGUUACCUACAAGCAAGCAAAAGUAUGACUGGAGCCUGUUUCCAUCAGAACUAAGGCCCAAAAUGUUAGCUAAAAGAAUUAAGAAGACACAGAUAAAGGAAGUUGAUGUUGUUGAAAGGCUAACGGUCCUAGAGAAACAAGAAGAGUCUAAAGGUACUCCUAAGGUUAAAGAGGAAGUAGUAGAUGAGGAAGCGGAGGAGGAAGUCGUGGAGGAUGAGGAAGACGAAGAAAUGGACGAUGGAACAGAUUAUGCUAAUAAUUAUUUUGAUAAUGGCGAGGGGUAUGAAGACGAGGACGAUAACUUGGAUGAAGGACCUAUUUAUUAAUAUAAAUUGCGUAUUGUGAUAUUUGGGAUUGUUUUUACCUACAUAAAAUGUAUAUAUGUACUUUAAAUAAAACAAGGCUGUUAAACUUGUCAACGUUA
Anthonomus grandis grandis is the source of this 893-nucleotide messenger RNA. RefSeq names its product DNA-directed RNA polymerase III subunit RPC7-like (gene Polr3G). Gene Ontology annotation, biological process: transcription by RNA polymerase III. The transcript is spliced from 5 exons. Gene Ontology annotation, cellular component: RNA polymerase III complex. The coding region runs from base 160 to 795 and encodes 211 amino acids. NCBI's taxonomy places the organism in Eukaryota, Metazoa, Arthropoda, Insecta, Coleoptera, Curculionidae. The record is from RefSeq and is a predicted model, not a curated record.